GACCUUCGACUCUGCCGGUCUCCCAUUUAUGUUUACCGUUCGUUGUGUGUCGGUCACCUGCCUCGCGUCAAUCAGCCACCCCUCACCCAGAGUGACGGGUCGCGGCGGGCCGGUUCGGGCGCCGUGCGCAGCUCUAGUGAACCGCGCCGGCGCCGAGCGCAGCUCCGGCGGCCGCUCCGGUCCGGUCACCGCGCCUUGUGACCUUUGGCGCUGGCUGGCCGGCCGGCGCUGCUGGCAGGAAUAGCAGCGGCGGCGCUGCGGCGGCCGGCAGUCGGUCGGCGGUCGGCGACGUGCCCGGGCGCGGGACGGUGACGGCGGCGAGCGCCACGCACCGACGCACGGACACUCGCUGCACGCGUGCAUACACAGCCGGCGCCCAUGUCGACGCGAGUGCAGCCGGUGUCGGCGGCCGCCGGCGGGAUGAAGAGCAAGGCGCCGCCGGUGCCGCAGGGCAGGCGGGCGGCCGGGUCACCUACGGGACCCACCGGCUCCAACGCCAUCCUCAAGGAGGCUGUCGACGCUGUGGUCAGCAGCUUCGCCAAGCACACGCAGGGCUACGGCAGAGUGAAUGUGGUGGAGGCGCUGCAGGAGUUCUGGCAGAUGAAGCAGGCGCGGGGCGCCGAGCUGAAGAACGGCGCCCUGGUCAUCUACGAGUCGGUGCCGGCGUCGUGUCCUCCCUACGUCUGCUACGUCACCCUACCGGGAGGCAGCUGCUUCGGCAGCUUCCAGAACUGUCCGACCAAAGCGGAGGCGAGGCGGAGCGCUGCCAAGAUCGCCCUGAUGAACUCCGUCUUCAACGAGCACCCGUCACGGAGGAUAUCGGACGAUUUCAUCGAGCGGGCCGUGGAGGACGCCCGCGCCACCUUCAAAGGCAGCCAGGACGCUGCAGACAACCCCAACACGGGCAUCGGCGCCUUCCGCUUCAUGCUGGAGUCGAACAAGGGCCGUACGAUGUUAGAGUUCCAGGAGCUGAUGACCGUCUUCCAGCUCCUUCACUGGAAUGGUUCCCUCAAGGCGAUGCGCGAGCGGCAGUGCUCCCGGCAGGAGGUGGUCGCCCACUACUCUCACCGUAACCUGGACGACGACAUGAGGUCGCAGAUGGCGCUCGACUGGAUCGCCCGGGAACAGGAGAUGUCCAACAUAAUCGCCCAGGAGCUGCGCUCCGCGGAGGAGGAGCUGGACCAGGCGCGCCUGGCUGGCCGCGAACUCCGCUUCCCCAAGGAGAAGAAGGAUAUUCUGAUGCUGGCCUGUGCCCAGCUCAACGGCGUCGACACCAUCUCCUAGAGAUCAGCGUCGACGACGACGGUGGCGACGGCGGCAGGGUGGCGGGUCACGUGAUCUCAGAGAAGGCCGACCCGCCGGCGCCGGCCGCCCGCGCGCCGCCGCCGCCGCCGCCAGCACAACAAAGUCCGUUCUUUCAGAUUUGUUUGAUGAGGUGUCGCGCCGCCGGCGCCGACUGAGCUGCUCUCCUGACUGACAAUAGUACGCCGGAGCUGUCAGCCACCCCGCUUCACCUAACCAUAGUGCCCCCGGACCGCCGCGCGACAGCAGCCAGCCGCCGCAUAUAGUGCUGAAUGCUGAUUAUAUAUACACAAACACACAUACACGCCCGACGCGAGACGAGAUUAAUCAAAGUGAUGUGUUACUGUUGCUGCAAGACGGCGCGCGCGCGAGAGAGAGAGAGAGAGAGAGAAGCGAUCGUAGUUUUUGUUUGAUGGUGUAAAUAUAUCAUGUGGCUUUAGAUGAACGUGCUCAUGUCCAAAGAUUUUUGCAGCACAAUCCUUUCGUUUUUCAAUCCCUUUCAGUCCAUGUAUUCAUCGUUCACAUGCAAAUUGAUUUUGGCAUUGUCUUCUUGUUUUGUUAAACAUGCGAUUACAAAUGGAAAUUACUCAGUCCGCUGCUAAGUAAAAAUCAUUAUAACGUAAAUCGUGGCACGAGUCGUUAGAAUGUGAUAUUGACUCAGUUUAGGUUGUUUGCUGGAAGUGCGACACGAGAACUCAGCUUCUAGAUAAAUGGUGGUUCUCUUUGCCUGCAGAUGUGUGCUGUUUAAAACACUAACGUAUACUACACGUCUGUCUGCUUUGCUUUCCGAUCCGAUCUGCUGAUUAUUCCCCCGAUACCGACGGCUUUGAACUGUACCCUCUGUCUGUGCUUCAGUAGCGUAUGCCCAACGUGAUUAUCGGUAUGUUGUGUGAACAGAUGCCACGGCCAUUUUAGUUGCAGUAUUUCUAGUGGCGCGGUUAAACUAAAGUAGUCCUCCGACUUAUGUUUGCUAGUAUGCGGGAUGAAAUUUGUGUCGGCUGAAUUGUUGCUCGCCGGGAGCUAUAACAUGAUAUUUGACUGCGCCCACGUGGAAACACCAUGCAAGGCAGGUGGAGCGUUGUAAUAAAUACCCGUGAUUGUAGUUGUCUGAGCGUGCGCUGAAUUCUCUGGUGCCAACUCCAAACGGCGGCGGCGGCCGGCCGGCGCCACUCCGCCGGCCGCCGCCGCACAGCCGCCGGCCCGUGGGUGAGUCUCGGCUCGGCCCUGUACAUACUGUGUAACGGUGCUCCGUCACCGACUGUAUUUGGCUCGUUCACAUUUCGUUUUUAGAGGGUCAAUAAAUGGAGCCACGCUCGCC
Molecule: messenger RNA, 2620 nt
Organism: Amphibalanus amphitrite
Lineage: Eukaryota; Metazoa; Arthropoda; Thecostraca; Balanomorpha; Balanidae
Product: LIX1-like protein
Exons: 6
Coding region: 379-1284 (301 amino acids)
Biological process (GO): autophagosome maturation
Cellular component (GO): cytoplasm
Source: RefSeq, a predicted model, not a curated record